GUCUGGCACCGUCCUCCAAAUCAAAUUACGGAAAUAAGAAAUCUGCUGUCGUUCUUUGCAACAGUUGCUUUGUGAGGCAUUUGUCAGCCCACACUUUUAACUGUGAAGUUAAGUCUACAAAGUUAAUCCACCAUGUAUAUCUUUCGAAUUACACUACAAGACAACAGUUUCUGAAGCUGUUUCUGGGGAAGAUAAGCGCUGUUCACAAAGGUGACCCAACCUAGAAGAUGUUAACUUACCAAAACCCACGUCUUUUACUUGGACAAAAGAAAAAAAAGUCUUCAUACCAGAAAGAGGGGCAUGGAAGGACAUUCUUACUUAAGCUCCUUCAAACUUCAGGGAGAGAAAGGAAAACACAAUCGCACCCAAAGCGCGCAGCUUCGACAGAACGGAUAAGGCAGCUGCUACGAAGCUGACAAGAGGAACUUGAACGGGGCAACUGGAUCUUUGAAGUGUAAACUGCAGUCACUCGAAGUAACGUUUUUUUUUCCAAAGGAAAAGGCAAGAUUGUGUUCCUGAAGCAGAGCACGAUGGUGCACUGUGCAGGUUGUGAGAGGCCUAUUUUAGACAGGUUCCUCCUAAACGUGCUGGACAGAGCGUGGCACAUCAAGUGCGUCCAAUGUUGUGAAUGCAAGUGCAACUUGACUGAAAAAUGCUUUUCAAGAGAAGGGAAGCUUUACUGUAAAAACGAUUUCUUCAGGCGGUUCGGUACGAAAUGUGCGGGAUGUUGUCAAGGUAUCUCACCCAGUGACCUCGUAAGGAAAGCAAGAAAUAAAGUGUUUCACUUAAACUGCUUCACUUGUAUGGUCUGUAAUAAACAACUGUCGACUGGAGAGGAACUGUAUAUAAUCGAUGAAAACAAAUUCGUGUGCAAGGAAGACUAUUUGAGCACCAGCAGUUUAAAAGAUACCAACUUAAAUUCAGUCUCUUCGUGCACCGAUCGGAGUUUAUCGCCUGACCUCCAAGAUCAGAAUUUAGACGAUACAAAGGAAACGGACAACUCCACCUCGUCAGACAAGGAGACCCAGAACAACGAGAACGAAGAGCAGAGUAUGGGCACCAAGCGGAGAGGACCCCGGACCACCAUUAAAGCCAAACAGUUAGAAACGUUAAAGGCCGCUUUCGCUGCUACUCCGAAGCCCACCCGACACAUACGGGAGCAGCUGGCCCAGGAAACAGGCCUCAACAUGCGGGUUAUUCAGGUUUGGUUUCAGAACAGGAGAUCGAAGGAGAGAAGGAUGAAGCAGUUGAGUGCUCUGGGAGCACGGCGGCACGCUUUCUUCCGAAGUCCCAGGCGCAUGCGUCCUCUGGGAGGGCGCCUGGACGAAUCGGAAAUGAUGGGCACUGCUCCCUACAAUUACUACGGAGAUUAUCAAGGAGAUUACUACGGACCGACUACAAAUUAUGACUUUUUCCCGCACGGCCCACCGUCCUCUCAAGCACACUCGCCGGCAGAUUCAGGCUACAUGCAGUCCUCAGGGCCUGGGGCGACUUCACUGGGAGUGCUGGAGCCUCCGCUAUCCGCCCACCACCCUCCUGCUCUCGGUGGCAGCGAAAACCAAAGGUACACGGACAUGAUUUCCCACCCUGACACCCCAAGCCCUGAGCCCGGGAUGACCGGGCCGUUGCACCCGAUCCCGGGCGAAGUGUUCAGCGGAGGACCCAGCCCGCCCUUCUCCAUGUCCAGCAACAGCGGCUACAGCGGGCCGCUCUCACAUCCGAGUCAGGAGCUGAAUGAGACUGCGGUCUGGUGAGGGACUUGAGGUGGCUCAAUCAAACAGCAGUGAGCACUGCGGCUCUGGCUAGCGGCUUCCUGCACUUGCGGCUCCCUCCAAACGCUUUCUCACAACCACAGGGCCAGUAAAAGCUCCCCUCUCUUCCCCCUUCCCUCCCUCUCCCGGCUCCCCUUUCCUCCCUCUCCCGGCUCCCCUUUCCUCUGC
Messenger RNA from Chiloscyllium plagiosum (whitespotted bambooshark), 1940 nucleotides. Lineage: Eukaryota; Metazoa; Chordata; Chondrichthyes; Orectolobiformes; Hemiscylliidae. The record is from RefSeq and is a predicted model, not a curated record.